AUGAUCACUCUGUACCACACCCGUACACAAACGAAGACUAUUCUUAACCCCUUGGACGCAAUCUGCAAUGUAAAGAGAAACGACGCUGUUUGUGUGAGUAACCUGAAGUCGGCCAGGCCCGUGGACAAAGCCAUCCUACAAGAAAGACCUGAUGUCAAGAUCUUCCUGCCGUUCAGAUUCCACUUCUACAAGCCAAAGGAUCUGUUCAAGGAAAAUACUUACAGGAACUAUCUAGUGGCUCCCGGUGGUGACCAUGUCCUAAGUUUGGUAGAUGAGAUCUCAUACCGAGCACCACCAGCGCCGCCGCUGUCACAGAUGCAUGAGUUGUCACCUGAACUCUUCUGCAAUGGAGACAACAGACCAGCUGACUGCGCCGUCGACUGCCGCUGCACACAUAUGAUAGACGUGCCUCUCAACUCCAUUGUAGAAAUCGUACUCGUUGACGAAGUACAAUCACCGAAUCUGUCGCAUCCGUUCCACCUUCACGGUACUCCGUACAACGUGAUCGGUAUCGGCAGAUCUCCAGACAAGAAUAUAAAGAAGAUUAAUUUGAAACACGCCCUGGACCUGGACAGGAAGGGUCUCCUACACAGGCAGUACAACCUCCCACCCUUCAAAGAUACUCUUGCUGUACCCAACAACGGGUACGUCGUAUUAAGACUGAAGGCUGAUAACCCAGGAUAUUGGUUGUUCCACUGUCACUUCAUCUAUCACAUAGUAAUAGGAAUGAACCUAAUUCUUCACAUCGGCACACAAGGGGACCUGCCACCCGUGCCUCCGAACUUCCCUCGAUGCGGCGACCACCUACCAACGAUCACUCCGCCGUACUUCCCGAUACACUGAGACAAUCGAGAACUCAAUGAUAAAUCGAUAUUCGUAAUCGAUUAGUGAAAAACCAAACAGGAGUGUAAAGCAUCGCGUACUGCCAUAUUUUGUUCUGUUGUUGAAAUAUGAACAACGUGCGAAUGGGAUAAAUAUUUGUUAAUGUUGUCUUGUAAAUAAUGUUCUAAGCUUAAGUUUCUGUUCUAAAUAACUGACAUCUGUUUCGCGUAAGAGACCAAAGUAUUUAAUCAGAUCACGAUCAUUAUUUAUAGAUAUAAGUAUACGACCAGCUUGUGAUCGACGCGGCGACUAGAUCCGCCAUUGUUGAAUUCCUUUGAUGUGUGUAGUUAAAUGUUAUUGUUACUCGUUUUAUAAUUUUGUACAUAAAGUUAGAAUAAGAUGUGUUAUUGUUAGGUUAUAUUAGUGAGGGGCGUAAAUGUAAUGUUAUUCCUAAAUAAAUUUUAACGUAAAGGGGUUAAGUGCAAAUACGUAAUUACCAACUCGUAAUAUUUAGAAUGGUUAUUGUAAUUACAUCCUUCCGACAAGACUGCACAGUUUCUUUUGUCUGGGCCUGCGAACACUUCACUUUAAAUUGUUUGUUUCCAUCAUGUGUCGGAAGGGCUUGAUAGGCCUUUUAACUUUAUAAAAACAUGUUUAUUCAAUUUACCUCAAGUUACCGACCAUCAUGUAACUUGAGACCGUAACCUGUGUUACGGUGUAACGUGUAUCUCUAUGCAAAAAUUGCAAUGAUAUUAGUUUGUAUCGCCAUUCAUAUAAUUUAGUUCAUGUACAAUUCAUAUUCACUCUUUGAGAUGGUUGCAAAGUGCUAACGAGAUAAUCUUUCACUUAAGAUAAAAACUCGCAUUUCUUUCGUUAAGAGAAACGAUACACGGAUGCCUGAAGACAGAAAAAAUAUGAAUGCCUGCUUAAUUAAUACUUCCGUCGCAUUCUAAACGAUGAAUCAUCGUUAAUACGAUUUUAGAAUUACAUUUGCAAAAAUAUUCUAAGCGCUUUCGUGUGCUCCUAUUUGCUAGCUACUGUUUACUUUUAAUUUUCUCGACUCAUUAUUUACUCAAAAUAGUUUACAUUGCUUAUAUAAUGACUUCCAUUUUUUUUUAAUUCCAUUUUCAAAUUAAUUUUACGCUUUCUUUGUUUUUCGGCCAGCACUUAAAUUAUACGGCAAUAAAAACUAUUUAAUGCAAACCUUUUUAAUAACGUUCAAGUAAGUAAACAAAUAACUCAUUAGAUUACUUAAAAGAUUUUUUUAAUGCCGUAAGCGUAACGUUUAGUUGAUUUCGUGUUAAAACAUAGUUGACUUAGAUUGUAAGUAUUUAUCUUAUUUGAAAGAUUAACUCUAAGCUAUCAAUAUAAAGACACAGGGUAAUAUUUUGUCAGAAAGUAUACACCUGUGUUGGGUCUGCAAUAUGGAAAGACUCCACCAUUUUCCAUAAUUUUAUACUCUUUAAAUUAUUAUCAUUAAACUCUUCGAACACCAUGUCGUAUAUUUAGGAAACAGUCAUUUUAUAUUGAAAAUAAA
Molecule: messenger RNA, 2359 nt
Organism: Spodoptera litura
Lineage: Eukaryota; Metazoa; Arthropoda; Insecta; Lepidoptera; Noctuidae
Source: RefSeq, a predicted model, not a curated record